AUGGGUAGUAUUGGCUAUCAGGAUACUGGCCAUCUGCACCAUGAUCCUAAUGUGAUGCCUUCUCUUGCUCCCCCGCUACCGAGAUACGCGCCUGAACACGUCGCUGAGGAGGAUAGAUAUGAAGUUAUGAUCGCAGGGGCUGGCCCAGCUGGAAUGCUGCUUAAGCUGCUUCUCUCGCGAUUUGGACUUGGAGACAAGUCGGUUCUGUGCAUUGAGUCAAGAGAUACUAUCUUGAGAGCAGGCCAGGCAGAUGGAAUACAGCCACGGACAAUGGAAGUACUUAAAAGCCUCGGGUUGAUGCAUGAGAUAUCUACAGACGGCUGUCCAGUGUGGGAGGUUGCGUUUUGGAACCCUGUUCAGCAGAAAGGGGGAGAGGGGGAACCGAAUACUGGACCAAGGGGCAUCGAGCGGACUGCCAUCGUCGACGAUGUUGCUCUCGCAGCUAGAUAUCCUCAUGAAGCCACUACACAUCAGGGGAAAGUGGAACGUAUCCUCGAAGACGACCUUCUCCGGUACUCAGGAGGCAUUCGACGAUCCACGACCCUGCUUAAGGUGCAAAUUGACGAGAAAGGAGACCCGGCUUUCCCGGUCGUUGCUGAAAUUGAAUCUCCAACAAGCCGAAGACGGACUAUUCGCUCCAAGUACCUUGUCGGUGCAGAUGGGGCACACUCAACUGUUCGUCGAUGCAUGGGGUUGAAGCUAGAAGGGGAGAUGACAGACCAUAUAUGGGGUGUCAUUGAUCUGGUAGUUGAUACGGAUUUCCCAGAUGUUCGAAGACGAACUGCUGUUCAUUCCGAUGCUGGCGCCAUCAUGAUCAUCCCUCGCGAGCGGUCCAUGACAGGAGAUUUCAUUACGCGUCUUUACGUGCAGGUUCCCGGUGAUGUCAAGGUUGAUGAAGCUGAUAUUGCAGGAACAACGAAACUUCAGGAGUUUAAAAAAGGGUAUGAUGAUGCGAGAGCUCGACGAGAACAAGUUACCGUGGAAAGUAUCAUGAAGCAGGCUCAGGAGGCUAUCAGGCCAUACUACAUUAAGCAGAGGGAGGGCACGAAGGUCGAAUGGUGGACUGCAUACCAGAUUGGACAGCGAGUAAGUGACCGCUUCUUAGUGAGGGACGCCCACGGAAAGCAUAGAGUGUUUAUUGUUGGAGAUGCAUGCCAUACGCAUAGCCCCAAGGCUGGUCAAGGGAUGAAUGUCUCAAUGAUGGACUCUUUCAACCUCGCAUGGAAACUGGCUUACUCUGUUAACGGACUGUCUCCCGUCUCACACAAAAACACCAGCUCCCCGGAUACAAUUCUCGACACCUACGAGACAGAACGCCGCACGAUUGCACAACAACUAAUCGAAUUCGACCGAUCAUUCUCCUCCAUGUUCUCGGGGAAAAUCGGCACUGCAGGUGCAGCUGGCUCCAAACUGACACAUGACCAGUUCCUGGAAGUAUUCAGGACCGGCAACGGGUUCACUAGUGGAUGUGGAAUUGAGUAUCCCGAGAGCACCUUGGUUGAUAAAUCCAUGGAUUACAAUGUGAUCAGGGGGACGGAUUAUCUGGCUGGUGUCUUGAGGCCGGGUAGGCGGCUGUUGAACGUCAAGCUGAAGAGACAUGCAGACGGCUGCCAUGUGGACUUACACGAUGAAAUACCAACCACCGGUGCAUUUCGGAUUCUAUGCCUUACAUCGGGUGACUUACUUGAUCCGAACGGAAUGUCAAGUCAGACUCUAACUGGACUCUGUGACAUGGUCAAACGUGUAUCCUCCAUGUAUUCAUCCCAUAAUGUCUUGCAGCUUCUCACCAUCUACCCACGCGCAUUAGUAGGGUUAACGCCGACCUCACCACCAAAGGCUCCACUGCCUACUUCAUCCUUUGUUUGGAGUGAUGUGCCUAGCUCCCUGCAUGAGGUUGCAGAAAUGAACGUUUAUUGUUCUGCCGUUGCUAGUGAGGAUGCAUACCGGCUGUAUGGCGUAAGUGAGGAUGAAGGCGCUAUUGCUGUGAUUAGACCAGAUGGGUAUGUUAGUGGAGUAGCAUGUCUGGGCGAGGCAGGGGUUGAUAAAAUAGGACGCUUUCUAGAGGGCUGUAUUUGGAUGGGACAGGAGCAUAAGUAG
This is a messenger RNA of Trichophyton rubrum CBS 118892, 2097 nucleotides long. RefSeq lists its product as uncharacterized. The transcript is spliced from 5 exons. NCBI's taxonomy places the organism in Eukaryota, Fungi, Ascomycota, Eurotiomycetes, Onygenales, Arthrodermataceae. Gene Ontology annotation, molecular function: FAD binding. The record is from RefSeq and is a predicted model, not a curated record. The coding region runs from base 1 to 2097 and encodes 698 amino acids.